CAUUCUAGACGUGAAGUUGUGAACACGUCAGUAAGACUGUUGAACAUUGAGUGAACAUCGACUGUCUUUCUUGCGCAGCAAACGCAAGUGCUGCAUCAACAGACUCCUUGGCAGAACGCGAGGAGGGCAGAGGGGUACUGUGACGACGAUUUUAGUAAUGUCUCUUGAGAAAUAACAUUAUAGCGUCUCUAAACAUGACUUCGGUGUGGAAGAGACUUCAGCGUGUCGGCAAGAAAGCGUCGAAGUUCCAGUUUGCGGUGACUUUUCAAGAACUGACAGUAGAAUGCACGAAGAAAUGGCAGCCAGACAAACUGAGAGUAGUAUGGAGCAGGAGAAACCGGAGAAAUUGCACCAAGCUGCAUGGGUGGCAGCCUGGCAUCAAGAACCCCUACAGGGGCACGGUGCUGUGGCAGGUGCCCGAAAACCUGGACAUCACAGUCACACUCUUCAAGGACCCGACUGCAGAUGAAUUUGAAGACAAGGACUGGACAUUCAUCAUUGAGAAUGAGACUAACAAGGGCCACAGGAAGGUGCUGGCGUCGGUGGACGUCAACAUGAAGAAGUUUGCCAGCGCCACCCCUGCCCAGUACGACCUGACGCUGAAGCCCAAGCCCCUGUCUGUGAAGGUGGUGGAAGCCACACUCAAACUGACCUUGACCUGCGUCUUCCUCAAAGAGGGCAAAGCCACAGAUGAGGACAUGCAGAGUCUGGCCAGUCUGAUGAGCCUGAAGCAGAGUGACAUCGGCAACCUGGACGACUUCAACGAUAGUGACGAGGAGGAGGGCGAGAGGAGGGUCAGCAUCGGAGCCGGCAUGGGCCCCGCCACUCCCGUCACAGCACCCGCGAGAAGAAUAUGUGAUCAGGCAUGGAGGCCUGUGAUUGACCCAGAGCCCACAGAGUUUCAGAGGCAGUUGAGCACUCUGACAGAGGAGGAAUACAGCACUGCCACAACUCCCAACCACACUGCUGGAAUGAUCAGUAUUGCCAGUCAGAGGCCAGACCCAUCAACAUCCACACUUGACCCAUUGGCUAAGCCCUUUGGGACAACAGUCCAUGAGAGAAGGCAGGAGGCCUUCUCAAUGUUUGGAGUGGAGGCUGUCCAGGCAAUGGCACGCCCUUCAUGUCAGUCUCCCAUCCAAGUGGGACAGACAUUGCGGUAUGGGAUGGGAGCAACUGUUGACAAUGAGCCAAAAGAGCCAGACCACAGCCAGACCACUUGUGAGGUUGUGGCCCUGGCAAAGUGUCAAGUUAUAGAGGACUUGGAGAUGAUAUGUAAGGAAGAAAUGGAAGAGGAAGUCAUAGAGUCAGGCUCCGGAAUAGAGCAUUCUGGGAAGGAAGAGGUUACUGUGGCUAGGCAGGUGGAAGUGUAUGAGAUGCGACCAGAAAACAUGGUUUCUCUGCCGCCAUCAUGCCUAAGAGUUGCCAGUGCACCAGGGUUUCUAUCCACUCAAGCAUCCUGUUCAGAGGCCCAGUUAGAAUACUGUCCAGUGGACAAUAGCAUAUUAUGGGAGACGCCAAGAAAGGAUGGGUCAGAGCUCUCUAUCGAAAGAUCACAAGAGAAGAGAGACCUGGUGAGAGGAAUGGCAGAUAUGGUCGCAUCUUGUCCAAGCACUGUCAGCAUUCCGGGAUUUCUGUCUCCACAUCUGUCCAAGGAAGUCAAGUUAGAGAGGGAACCUAGCAUGGCAGAUCUAAUGCCAUCCUGCCCAAGACUGGCUGGCACACUUGGAUUCCCUUCUCUUGAAAGUAAAGUAAAGGAGUGUACAAUCAACAUUGAGGCCAUUUGGGAGAAGCCCCCGAAGGGGAAAAAAAGGAUGGCCUUUAUGUCCACUCCACAUUUGGACAGAUUAAACGAAGACAAAAAGCUAAUGAAACACAUAGUGGCUCUGGUACCAUCAUGCCCUACUACAACAAGUAUUCCUGGCUUCCCCUCUGCACCACAUCCCAAAGCUGAGGUAUAUCCAAGUAUGUUGAGUCAUGUGCCAGCGUGCCCUAAAGUGUCCAGUCCCCCAGGUUUUGCAUCCACUGGGGGGGCUACAACAUUAGAGUGGCUUGUUAACCCAAAGUCUAUGUUUGAGCACUUGCAGAAAAAUAAGGAGAAUAAAGAAGAAAACGUUUUUCCAAAAUACAGAUCGAAAGAACACAAUGAGAAAGUUAAAGCAAUGGUUGCUAUGGUGUCAUGUGGCUCAGAUGUAUCCACGAUCCCUGGCUUCCCCUCUGCUCCACAUCCAAAAACUGAGGUGGGGCCAAGUAGUGUGCAUCUUGUUCCCUCCUGCACUAAAGUUUCUAGUCUCCUUGGUUUUCCAUCCAUUGAGAAGGAUAGGUGGGCAGGGUGGGUUGUUGACCAGAAGCCAUUGUUGAAGAGACCACUAAAGGAAAGGAAAGUCAUUAUUGACAGCUCAAAAGCAGACCAAGAGGAAAUGAAAACCAAUGUUCCUUUGAGGCUAUCAUGUCCACACUCUGCAAGGAUCCCUGGCUUCCCAUCUGUACCACAACCCAAUAUGAUGAUGAUUUUGCCUGCUUGCUCUAAAGCUUCCAGUGAGGAGGCUACAACAUUAAAGUGGCUUGUUGACCCCAAGCCUGUGUUUGAGCACUUGCUGAAGAAGAAGAAGAAGGAGGAAGAUGUUUUUCCAAAAGACAAAUCAAAAGAAGACAUUGACAAAAUGAAACCAGUAGUUGCUUUGGUGCCAUGUUGCCCAGAAGCAGCCAUCAUUCCUGGCUUCCCCUCUUGCUUCCCCUCUGGCUUCCCCUCUGUACCACAACCCAACGAUGUCUACUUGGGGCAAACUGUAGUCAACCUUCUUCCAUCUUGCCCAAAAGUCUCCAGUAUUGCAGGUUUCCCAUCUCAUCAGCAAACUGACAGAAAAUAUUGGCACACAGAUCCACCCAGAGAUCAUCAGCCAUUAUGGGAGAAGCAACUGAAAAAGAAGCAGAAGUUAUUGAUGGAAAUAUCAGAAAAAGACAAACAAGAAAUGAAAGGAAUGGUGGCUCUGGUACCAUCAUGUCCUACUGCAGCAAGUAUUCCUGGCUUCCCCUCUACACCACAUCCCAAAGCUGAGGUAGAGCUAAGUAUGUUGAGUCUUGUGCUCGCUUGCCCCAAAAUGUCCAGUCUCCCUGGUUUUGCAUCCACUGAUGGGGCUACAGCAUUAGAGUGGCUUGUUGACCCAAAAUCUAUGUUUGAGCACUUGCAGAAGAAGAAGGAAGAGGAAGAAAACAUUCUCCCAAAAGUCAUCGGCAAAACGAAAGCAAUGGUUGCUUUGGUGCCAUGUUGCCCAGAAGAAGGCAGGAUUCCUGGCUUCCGCUCUGCACCACAACCUAAGAGGGAGCUUAAUAGUGUGGAUCUCACGCGAUCUUGCCCCAAAAGCUCCAGUCUCCCAUCGACGGCCAACGUCCAGACAGGAGACUGGCACGUUGAACAGAAGCCUUUGUUUGAGAAGAAGCUGAAAGAUAAGACCGUAAUGAUCAAAGAUUGGUCACCAGAAGACAGAGAAAAUAGGGUGUCACUGGCGCCAUCUUGCCCAUGUGAGAGUCUCACUUCUGGGUUCCCGUUCUUUACACAACUAAAAGCAAUAGAAGAACAAACCGUGUUUUCCCUAGUGCGAGCUUGUCCAAGUGAAUCUAGAGAACCAGGAUUACCUUCUAGACAGCCAUCUGAAUUAGCUCGAACCCAAGGAGAAGAAUCUGUGAGUUCUCUGCAGCCAAUGUGGGGAAAAGCAUUGAAGGAUAAUAGAUCAGAGGAUAUGGUGCUUUCCAAGCCUGACCUAAGCAGUGCAGUUGGAGAUGAAAACCUAAAAACGUUGCUUGCACUGGUACCAUCUUGCCUCGAGGCAGCAAGCAUUCCUGGUUUCCCGUCCGCCCCUCCUCACAGUCUAGAGUCUAUAGAGGCAAAUGAGACAAGUAUGCAGACAGAGAAGAAAGAGGUUACUGGAGAACCAGCAGAGUGUGUUCUAGAUAAGGGUGUCCUCGACAGCCCACAAAUAGAGAGAAUCCCAUCUGAGGAAAUCCAGAAGUCCUCUGCAGUGUUAGAACCAGAGCUGGUCUUGGGAUGGGAGGUGUUGGAGGAUGAGGGGUCUGUGGCAGAGAAGCAGCAGGAGGCCUCUGGCCUAGUACAGACCAUUUUUGGUGUCUUCUCCAGGGGUUAUGAAACAGUAGCAGCCAUGCUGGGUCCGUCUGGCUCCUCUCCAACAGAAGGUGCAGCCCCAUCAGAGAGCUCCUCUGAACCUGCCCCAGAUACAUCUACCCUCGUCCAGGAAGCAGUGUCUGGAAAGGCACCGCACCUUGAGGGCGAAACCAAAAAAACGAUUGAACUCCCAACAACCGCUGAGCCAUGCUUGUUGAAUAUGGAAGACCAACAGUCAAUGAGUGAGGCAAUGAGACAAGACACUGAGGAUGGGUUUGUUCAAGUCCAAGAUCUAAGCAGUAUGAGAAAAUGGCCGUCAUUGACGGAGGCUGACCUUACUGAGAUCUCCAGAGGAAAAUUUGUGGUAACUGGAGAAGAAGAGAUUUACCUUGACUUGUGGGCGCAAAUAGGGGAGAAAUCGACGUUAAAAGCACAGGACUCUGGACAGAUAACAGGUUAUGUUGACAUUUAUUCAGCCGGGUCACCUGUUGAGACAGAAUUAUCAACUUCAUUACACCAGGACAAGGGCGCCCAACAUGCAAGCACAGAGGAAGCCUCUGCCCCUACCUCACAACCUACUACAGACAAGUUGCUGUUAGAGCACAAGGCUCAAGAACAUAUAGUCCCCAUCCCAAAUAAACCCUCUGAUGAUCAGACACUCACCUCAGAUGAAACACAAUCGGAAGUUGCCCCUGUUGUCGCUGGCCAGGCUGUCCCUGCACAGAUAACAACUGAACUGGUCGCUCCUCAUCAUCAUGCAAAGAAACGAGACGGUAGUCUUCCUCCAGAAACUCAACAGGAAGCUGAUGACCAAGGGAUGGUUUCUAAGGUAGUCCCUUCACGGCCUCCAAGGAGAAAAGACUGUCUCACUUCAGAGCGCAAACAGAAAUCUGAGAAUGUAUCUGUACAGAAGCCCACUGAAGUGAGAGGAGACCGUAGUCUUUCAACAGAACCUCGAAAGAAAGAUGAUGUCCAGAAGUGUUUCACUACCCAGGCACCAGAGGAGAUGGUACCAUCACAUCCUGGUAGGAAAAUAUAUAGUUGUCUUUCAACAGAGCCUCAACAAAAAACUGAACUGGUCCCUCCUCGCCGUACUAAGACAAGCCUCACUAAAGAGACACCACAGGCAACCGCCGUUAUCCCAGCUCCACGCACAAGGGGAACCUAUAGUGCUUCCAGUGCAGAACGUUCACAGAAACGUGGCCAGGGAGCCACUGAACUGAUUCUACCAUGGCCUGUGAAGAAACAAAACAGCUUCACUCCAGAGCCAUCUCAGAAAGCUGAUGAGCCAGAGAAUGUGAUUGCCCAGGCGGUCGCUAAGCUGAUUCCACCUCAACGCACCAGGAAAGCAUCUCUCUCUCCCGAACCGCGACAGAAAGCUCACGAUUUAAAGACUGUUACUGGUAAGGCCACAAUUGUUCCCCUAACUCCAUAUCGUGUACCUACAGAGUCAUACCCCGAGUUUGGUAUGGGAGAGACUGCCCCCCUCUCGAUCAUCAGAAAAAUAGCCCCGCCCAGGCGCAGCAAAAGAACUCAUUCUCCCCCAGUGGAAUCAAGCAAAGCAGAGGAUGGCACAGAUGAAGCUAUGGCUUUAGAGGCCCUGAAUGCUGCCAACCAGGGGUCUACAGCUCCAGCCCAGAUACAGGAUCUUAUGAUAACCUUUUCAAAGGAGUCUGAGGUGGAGACGCAGUCUCCGGAAGUGACAGAGACAGCCACUGAGUCACUCGAAGAUGAGCCAGCUCAGAAGUCCUCACCAGAAGUUACAGACCCAUUUGAAAAGGUUGAGGCGGAGAAGCAGACCUUGGAAGUGACUGAAACAACCAAUGAUUCACUUGAAGAUGAGCCAGCUCAGAAGGCCUCAACAGAGGACAUUGCACCAGGAGUAAAGGUGAAAGGCAAGCAGGAGAUCUUUCCAGUCCCAAAGCCUCGUGGGAAACGAGACCCAACCCCACCUGUCCAAACAGAUGCUACCCGACCAACGACCUGGCAUGCCUCUAUUGGGGAUAACACCCAGUCUACCAGAGAUGGAGGACAGUCACCUGCAGCCUCUGGGCUGGUACCACCUCAACGCAACAAGAGGAGCAGUAGUCUUCCUCCCGUACCCCCUCGUGGCCAGCUUGCAGCAUCUGGGGAAGUGGUGGUUGCUCCUCUGCGUAAAAGGAGCAGUAAGCUAAACAUAAAACAAUCAAGCAUGCCUGUUCCAGUUCCCCGCUCUAAAAAAUGCCUUAGUUCCUCUUUUUCUGAUGGAAAUCCUCCAAUGGACUCCUCAUUCACCAGACAGGCAGACUCCCUUGAGGGCUCACUGUCUCUCUCUCAGGAAGACAAACAAGACACCAGUCAGGAAGCCUCAGAGGGUUCAAUAUCAUUAACCUCAAACAUGGCCUCCAAUGGGAGCUUUGUCACUAUUUCUCGCUCAGAGGAGAUGUCACCAGAAGUACAACUCUGUGAGAAGGGACUGGAGGAGAGCUGGAUCUUCACAGAAACCACUAUGUUCACAGAGGCCUUCACAGAAACUGCUAUGGUCAGUGAGUUCUUCGUAGACACUGUAAGAGAGGACAUUGAGAGGGGUUCAGAGGUAGAGGCUGACUUUGAGAAGGGACUGGAGGAGAGCAUGGAAAGCUGGACCUUUACAGAUACUACCAUGGUCACUCAGGCCUUCACAGAAACCCCUAUGGUCACUGAGUUUUUUGAAGACACUGUAAUCAAGGAUAUUGAGAGAGGUUCAGAGGCAGAAGUGCUUGACACGACCUCUCCAACCACCGGUACACCAGCUGAGGACGACUGGUUACGUGUUGAGGGAGCCAAAGAGACAGAGCAGAUGGAGGUAGAGAGCAAAGACAUGUGGGUUGAAGAGAUGGACUUUGGCUUUGAGUCAGUAGACAUAUCUGCUGGUGGCUUAGAUGAGGAGAGACAGCAGGGGGCAGCAGACGAGCCAACAACGCCUAAAGGCAGAGCUGUAAUCUCUCAGGAAACGGGUCUAGGCAGUGCUGCUUCCCCAGAAGGCCUGAUGGCCAGUCCUGGCCUUGUUACCUCCAGCCAGUCCCUACUGGAGUGGUGUCAGGAAGUCAUCAAAGAACACAAGGGGGUCAAGAUCACCAACUUCAGCACAUCCUGGAGGAACGGCCUGGCCUUCUGUGCCCUGCUACACCACUUCCACCCGGACAGGAUAAACUUUGAGAUGCUGGACCCUUAUGACAUCAAGCGCAACAACAAGAAGGCCUUCGACGGUUUCGCAGAGUUGGGCAUCUCUCGGCUGAUAGAGCCCUCGGACAUGGUCCUCCUGGCCGUGCCUGACCGCCUCAUCGUCAUGACAUACCUCAACCAGAUCCGCACCUACUUCACGGGCCAGGAGCUGAGCGUGCUGCACAUCGAGGCGGACAGCAGUGAGUCCAGUUACGGCAUGGCCGGGGAGAGCCGGGAGGGCCCCGACCCGGAGGCCGCCGCACGCUACUGUCAACGGAUCCAAGAUGAGGCCCUCACAAUGGAGACCAAUGUGGGCGCUGCAGAGAAGAAGGCAGAUAAUGACACUAAGGAGGGCACCAAUAGGGAAGUGGUCCCACCCCCUAGAACCAAACGACUGCAGGCUGCAGGGGAAGCAGGAGGGGCCCAAGCCCCCGUCGUACCCCACAGGACACAUUUUUUAUCUGCCAAGUCUGGGUUCUCCCACCUAAAGGAUGUAGAUCUGGUUAAGAAACGACGGUCACAACGCAGGUCAAUAGACGAGGCAGACUCAACCGAGGUUGCUGCAGCACAGGAAGAGAGUGGAGCUGACAGAAUCAAAUCGGAAACAGGAAGGACAGCUGGUGAAGAAGGACGAUCGGCUGAGGAGGACACCAGCCAGUAUGUGCUGAGGGAGAUGCAGGCCCUAGAGUUUGAACAGAAGCACAUUGACAGCAGGGCAGACAUUGUGGAAAGUAGUCUACGGCUACUGAUGGAGUCGGGUAGUGACAAGAUGCAGGAGGAGAAGCUGAUCCAGGAGUGGUUCACUCUGGUCAACAAGAAGAACGCCCUCAUCAGGAGACAAGACCAACUACAGCUACUGCAAGAAGAGCAGGACCUGGAAAUGAGGUUUGAGAUGCUGAACCGAGAGCUGAGAGACAUGAUGGCUAUUGAAGAGUGGCAGAAGACAGCGGCCCAUAAACACAGGGAGCAGCUGCUACUGCAGGAGCUGGUGUCUCUGGUCAACCUGAGGGAUGAGCUGGUCCACGACAUGGACGCCAAGGAGAAAGGGGCUCUGGAGGAGGACGAGAGGCUGGAGAGAGGCCUGGAGCAGAGACGAAGGAAGUACAGCAAGAAGAGCAAGCAGGAGAAGUGUGCACUGCAGUAAGGCCUGGCGUUGGACACACCCGAACCAGUGGAAGGUCACACCCGAACCAUGCAGCCCAGUGGAAGGUCACACCUGAACCAGGCAGCCCAGUGGAAGGUCACCAGGAUGCACAUUGGGACUAAAGUUGUAUGUGUGUGGAUCAUGACAUCAACACUGCAUGGAAGAGACUGAGAACUGUGUUAUGGGACUGCACUAGGAGGACAUAACACAAUGUUCACCCACCCCCCUCUAUGAUAUGACUGAGCCUCAACCUAUGACUGGUUGUCAACAGUCACCCUGCUCUUCAGAUUGUGUUUUGAUUGGAUUUAAGUUUCGUUUUUUUGUGCAUAGCGUGUGUAUACUGUAGGGUUUUCAUUUUAAGUAAAUAACUCAAGGACACUAGAGAAGCUUAACCAAGUAUAAUUCUUCCCAAAGGGUCGAUACAGCUGUAAGUCAGACACAGACAUGGCUUCCCCCGUGGUGGUAGUCAUACCCCACUUUGGGUGGAGUCUCCUCAUCUCUAAACAUUGCAUCAUUCUUGCUAAAUGUGGGCGGCAGGGUAUCCUAGUGGUUAGAGCGUUUGGACUAGUAACCGAACGGUUGCAAGUUCAAAUCCCCGAGCUGACAAGGUACAAAUCUGUCAUUCUGCCCCUGAACAGGCAGUUAACCCACUAUUCCUAGUCAUUGAAAAUAAGAAUUUGUUCUUAACUGACUUGCCUAGUUAAAUAAAGGUAAAAUAUAUAUAUUUUUUUACUUCAGGUCACAAAGACAUAUCCCUAACUAACUAAUCACCAGAUUAAGUGCCUUACACUUUUAGAAAAAACCAUUCCAAAAUGGUUCUUCAACUGUCCCCAUAGGAUUUUUGAUUCCAGGUAGAACCUUUUUUGGUUCCAGGUAGAACCCUCUCAGGUUUUACAUGGAACACAAAAGGGUUCUACAUGGAAUCAAAAGGGUUCUACCUGGAACCAAAAAUAGUUCUUCAAAGGGUUCUCCUAUGGGGAUAGCCAAUGAACCAUUUUAGGUUCUAGAUGGCACCUUUCUUUCUAAGAUACUGUAGAAUCUGUUACAGUAGUGUAUUAUGGGUUACUUCAAAAAGGUAUUUUCUACUGAGUGGGAUAUUAGGGAAGGGGCAGGGCUCCUGUACUUAGCUACAUCAAAUACCUACAUUAGACCCAUGCAGCAGGUGGAUUGAUUCACCCCUUUUCACCGAUUGUUAAAUAAGCCGUCUGAUUAUUGAAAAUUACAAUGGCGAAAUGGAAGUGAAGUGCUGAAUUUGUGCAAACAAAGAAUGCCAAAACGAGCUUCCUCAUUUAUUGCAGUAUGUUGGCUUGGACUGUGCAGACAGCACACAGCGAGCACCUGUUGUCUGAUUCUUUAUUGGAGGUGAAUGUAUGUGGAUGCUCCAACACUCAAGCAGAGUGGGAGAUCUUGGAUGAAAGAGGCAAAGGACAGAAGUCAGUAUACUGCAGCUUGGUGUCUGAAAGAACAAAGCAGUUUAAACAUGUUGGAAAUAUUUGAAGCUUUUAUUUAUUGAAUAGGUAUUCGACAGAUAAUCCGACCUAUCCUGCCUGUCAUAUGUGCCUUUAACCAGAUCCAGAGAAAAAAGAAAUGUUCAGAAGUAGGACUCACCUUUGUGUUCCUAGUUCUCACAUGUUUAUGCAGUGAGUUCAGUUACUGUUUGUGACAUUAGUCUUGUCAUGCCUUGUUUUCCAUUGAUUGUUUGUUGUUGUUUCGAAAGGUAAAUAAGGAAGCGGUGGAGUCUGAAAAUGAUCCAUUUCAAGAUGCUCUAAAAUGCUAGAGAACAGGAAUAUUCAAACGGGAAACAUGAGGCAAAUGCACGUUUCUUAGUGUUUCCAUCUUAACCGUACAACUAUCCAUUGCUAAAGUCUUAUGCACAUUCAUAUUAGCAAAUCUGUAACGUGCAAAAGUGUAUGCAGUAAACAAAUAACCCUCAAACAAAAAAAUACACUUUACUUUAGAUAAAAUAUAUUCUAGUAUUAAAACUCCAGCACUUCGCUACAGCAGGAUUACUGCAGAUGUAGGAUCUGAAUUUGAGACAGUUUGCUACAGCAGGAUUACUGCAGAUGUAGGAUCUGAAUUUGAGACAGUUUGCUACAGCAGGAUUACUGCAGAUGUAGGAUCUGAAUUUGAGACAGUUUGCUACAGCAGGAUUACUGCAGAUGUAGGAUCUGAAUUUGAGACAGUUUGCUACAGCAGGAUUACUGCAGAUGUAGGAUCUGAAUUUGAGACAGUUUGCUACAGCAGGAUUACUGCAGAUGUAGGAUCUGAAUUUGAGACAGUUUGCUACAGCAGGAUUACUGCAGAUGUAGGAUCUGAAUUUGAGACAGUUUGCUACAGCAGGAUUACUGCAGAUGUAGGAUCUGAAUUUGAGACAGUUUGCUACAGCAGGAUUACUGCAGAUGUAGGAUCUGAAUUUGAGACAGUUUGCUACAGCAGGAAAAGAAUCUUGCAGCAACAGGAAAUGUGAAUUAUUAUGUGGAUUAUAAGUAAUGGACAUUUUGUAUGGGGUUGAUACAUUUAUAAUUAGGGCAAAUCAAGUCUGAAAUUUCAAGGUGGAAAUUACAAACUUUAGAAGAAUUUUUAAAACUCAAAUACACUACAAGUUUGCGUUUCCUGCCGUGCAGGAAAAUUCUCUGCAACAAAAGAGUGAUCAAAUGAAGAUCCUACAUCUAUAUUAUUGGCCAGGCAGGAGUGCACCAGAGCAUGAUAUUUGCUUGACAUCUUCUCCUCUACACUUUGUGUAAUGUUAAGUUAUCAUGAGCGCAGGCGUUUCUAUUUCAGUGGGAGGAACUACUUAACAGAGUAAAAACAUGAUUCUGUCUGGAGUUAUUUUGGGUGACACUGGAGAGUGAUUUAAAAAAAAAAAAAUUUAGAAGUGUUUGAAUUUGUGUUCCAGCUUGUUCCCCCUCUGCCCCACUGUUGUUAGUUACUGUGUUAAUGUUCCUACCACUGUGUGAGUUUGAGAUAUUUUACUUUCAGUUUUCUGAAAUAGCUUUUGGGGAAGGUUUUGUUUGUUUUAAUGUACAUUUGCACUAUUUGUGAUGUUUGGAGAAUUAAAAGGUAUCUUGGAUCACUA
This is a messenger RNA of Oncorhynchus nerka (sockeye salmon), 11520 nucleotides long. RefSeq names its product EH domain-binding protein 1-like protein 1. The transcript is spliced from 26 exons. The record is from RefSeq and is a predicted model, not a curated record. The coding region runs from base 195 to 8444 and encodes 2749 amino acids. NCBI's taxonomy places the organism in Eukaryota, Metazoa, Chordata, Actinopteri, Salmoniformes, Salmonidae. Gene Ontology annotation, molecular function: protein binding. Gene Ontology annotation, biological process: actin cytoskeleton organization. Gene Ontology annotation, cellular component: filamentous actin; microtubule organizing center.